Rosa chinensis is the source of this 710-nucleotide messenger RNA. Its product is annotated as putative non-specific lipid-transfer protein 14. Bases 11 to 355 code for a protein of 114 amino acids. Lineage: Eukaryota; Viridiplantae; Streptophyta; Magnoliopsida; Rosales; Rosaceae. The transcript has 2 exons. Gene Ontology annotation, molecular function: lipid binding. Gene Ontology annotation, biological process: lipid transport. The record is from RefSeq and is a predicted model, not a curated record. Gene Ontology annotation, cellular component: membrane.
CCAAAUAUUGAUGAUAGGAGUAUUGGUAAUGUUGCUAUUGAGUGUGACAUUGGUGUCUAGCCUUACAGAUAUAGAGUGCUCCAGCGUGACGGCCCUUGUAUCCGCUUGCUACACCUACAUAACGUAUGGCUCACCGGACCCUUCUCCGGGGUCUCCAUGCUGUCAUUCCAUGGUAGGUCUCAAAAUGGUUUCCGAUCCCACUGUUGAAAAUCGGAGAUUUACUUGUAGAUGCUUGAUGAGCCUCAUUUCCACUUACAACCCUAAUGGCUAUGCGCUUGCUACUUUGCCCGACCUUUGUGAAGUCUCUUUGGGUUUUAACAUUGAUCCUAACACUGAUUGCAACUUGAUACCAUGAGUUGGGAAUUAUGGGGGGAGGAUUCAGUGCACCGAUGUGCACUUGCACUGACAUAAAUGGAUGGUUAAAUUAUAUUAAAUACACUCUUAGGUAGGUUAUUAAUAAAAAUAUUAAUUAUAAAUAUCAAUAAUUGAGAUCAUCUUAUAAGUGUUUGGUCAUUUGCACCGUGGGUACAUAGAAUAAUUUCCAGAGAUUCUAAAAGACUAAAGCCAUGUUUAAGUUGGGAGAUGGGAGUCCAGUUGUGUGAAUGGCAAUAUAGGUAAGACAAUCAUUGUAUCUGUAAUAUUUCUUUUUGUAAGGGUAAUAAUCUACCUUUUGUCGACAAAAUUUAGUUUGUUAACCGUCACCUUUAAGA